UCCCGGGGACCCUGUGUGGAGGACCAAGCCCGCAGCAGGCAAAGUUCUGUUCCUUUCUCAGGCCCCACCCAGGCUAUCAUCCCUCCUCCCCUUUUAACCCCUCUUGCCUCCUCUCCCCAGCCUGCGGAGGUCACUCGUGCAGAAGGAAACCCUGCCACCAGCCUCGGGAUGGGUAACUGCGACAGGAAGGUCCUUUGGGCUCUGGGUUUCCUGCUGCUUCUGGGCUCCAGCUUGGCACAGGACACUUGGGAGGCAAUGCUGCCGGCCAGGCUAGCCGAGAAGUCCCGAGCUGAAGAGGUUGCAGGGACAGGCUCCCGGCAGCCCCACGCAGACCGCUGCCCACCACCCCCACGGACGCUGCCCCCGGGUGCCUGUCAAGCCACACGCUGCCAGGCUGACUCUGAGUGUCCACGACACAGGCGCUGCUGCUACAAUGGCUGUACCUAUGCCUGUCUGGAGGCGGUGCCACCUCCACCAGUUCUAGACUGGCUGGUUCAGCCCAAACCACGAUGGCUUGGUGGCAAUGGCUGGCUCCUGGAUGGUCCUGAGGAAGUGUUACAAGCAGAGACAUGCAGCACCACCGAGGACGGGGCGGAACCACUUCUCUGUCCCUCAGGCUAUGAGUGCCACAUCCUGCGGCCAGGGGACGCAGCUCAGGGCAUACCCAACCAUGGACAGUGUGUCAAGCAACGCCGGCAAGCAGAGGGGCGGAUCCUGCGACAGAAGCUUCACAAGGUCUAUCCAGAAGGUGACUCCAAGAAUGUGGCAGAGCCUGGGAAGGGACAACAGCGGCACUUUCCAUAAAGUGAAGACUGUCUGCCUUUGCAGUCCUUUCCUGUGCUUUCCACAGCAAAAGAAUUUGACCCUAGACAUCACACUCCACAGAACAGGACUCUAGAGCUCCCGGGAACUAGGGCUUCAGACUCCCAACCCCAGAGUGGCCCAGCCUGGUGUGGUAACUUGCUGGAAACCCCUGUCCAGCUCUUGGGUCCCUGUCCAGCAUCCUCGUCACAUGAACCUGCAGCUUCUAGGUGACUUUUGCAGAUUUUUCCCUGCGGAAGACAUAUAGUCAUCCCUAUUGUUCCCAAAAUAAAUCUGACCACCCCGUAGCAGAAAUAAGCUACUUUAUCAGG
Molecule: messenger RNA, 1133 nt
Organism: Grammomys surdaster
Lineage: Eukaryota; Metazoa; Chordata; Mammalia; Rodentia; Muridae
Gene: Wfdc1
Product: WAP four-disulfide core domain 1
Exons: 7
Coding region: 169-804 (211 amino acids)
Biological process (GO): regulation of cell growth
Cellular component (GO): extracellular region
Molecular function (GO): peptidase inhibitor activity
Source: RefSeq, a predicted model, not a curated record